This is a messenger RNA of Fusarium oxysporum Fo47, 309 nucleotides long. RefSeq lists its product as uncharacterized. Bases 1 to 309 code for a protein of 102 amino acids. The record is from RefSeq and is a predicted model, not a curated record. Lineage: Eukaryota; Fungi; Ascomycota; Sordariomycetes; Hypocreales; Nectriaceae. The transcript has a single exon.
AUGCAACUCUCCAAGUUCGUUGUUCUUAGCGUCACCGCCUUGCUCUCCGCCACUGGAGAAGCAUGCAAGUGCUACGGAACUAAGGGCAACCUCAACAACGGCGCAACUCACAAGUGCUGUAACGAUUACCAUGGUGUUUACUCCGGUAAUGACUGCAAAGCUAGCUCCAUAUCUGAGCAUCUCAGUGGGUUCGACAGGUGCUGCAAGGGUCAAGGCUCGGACUGUGACUUCCCUGGUCGUGCCGCUGCCCUGGGUCAGGAAAUGAGAGCUGUUAAGCACGUCGAGAUCAAGACUGCCCUUGCCAAGUAA